AUGCUGAACUCCAAAGCCCUCACGGACCUACUCUCCCACAACCGAGAUGACCGCCUCUGCAAAAAGUGGUAUCUCAUGACUCCCAACGGCACCCUUCUGGCCUACAGUCAGCCCACCGACAUCAGCGACAUCCGCAAGCAAGCAGCCGUCGCAGCAAUCACAUGGCAGGAACACGAGCAUCAGCAGCAAUCCGGCUUCAACGGCGAAAUUCGGGAGGACGCUGAGCAGAGUCCGCUGCACGUUCUGAUUGUCGAGUCACAGACAUCCAACAUCAUCAUGCGCAAGAUCCAGAAUCAUUUGCUGCUUGUGCUCGAAGGCGGUGUUCCACCACGUCGAAGCGGCUUCGAGAGGAGAAUCACGGCGGAAAGCGCGGACGGCACCAACCAGCGACCAUCUCACGAAGACGAGGCUGUCUCGAUUCGAUCCGAUCACACGGGUAGCAGUAAAGUAGCCACGAAUGUCCUGAAACUGCAGCGGACGAAGCUGGACCAGCUCGCAGAAGCCAUCAUGGCCGACUUUCAGCAGACAGGCUUCAAGAUGCCAGAGGAAAGCUCUACGAUAGUCUUCUGA
Messenger RNA from Zasmidium cellare ATCC 36951, 570 nucleotides. RefSeq lists its product as uncharacterized. The record is from RefSeq and is a predicted model, not a curated record. The transcript has a single exon. The coding region runs from base 1 to 570 and encodes 189 amino acids. Lineage: Eukaryota; Fungi; Ascomycota; Dothideomycetes; Mycosphaerellales; Mycosphaerellaceae.